UCUCAAAUAACGUUUGUAUCUAAAUGCAAUUUAACAGGUAUUCAACAACCGGAAUCGAAAUAACAUGUCCAUUAGGGGGAAUUUAUCAAUUAGAGCACUUAAUUCAUUGAUUUAGUGAUUUUUAUCUUAUAUCAGAAUACAAAACUUUGAUCAGACAGUAGUUUGAAAUGCUGUCAAAUAUGACAAAUAAGUCUAGAAUCACCAUAAAUGUUUCGGGUUUAACGUUUAAGAUAAGGCGGGAUUUAUUACUCGAGAAACCAGAAACAUACCUCGGACAUAUAGCUAUGAAUACUUGUGCUAGCGAAGAAGAUCCUGACAUAUGGAUAGAUAGGCCAUUAGAUAGUUUCUACGCCAUUUUGAAUUUCUAUCAGACUGGUGAAUUCCACAUGCCACCAACUAUUUGUCCGAAUGCUUUUAAAAAAGAACUGGACUUUUGGCGCAUCUCGUAUACUAAUUUAGAGGAAUGCUGUCUUUAUAGAUAUCUUCAGUUUAUGGAUGAUAUGGACAAAAAAUCUAAAUUCUUGCAUCAGCAAGCAAAAGUAGAACUUAUAGACGACAAUGGCAAAAGAAGGAUUCGUUCUAAAAUAUGGCGCAUUAUAGAUAACCGGGAACAAUCGAUUUUAGCGAAGAUAUUUCUGUUCGUAGGAAUAAGCUUUGUUCUAGCAUCUGCCGUUACCAUGUCAAUCAACACAUUGCCACAGCACAGACGGUUCCUGACACCUUGUGAAAUGCAAAAAUUUUACAAAGACGACUAUAAUAAUUACAUAGAAGAAGAAAUUAAAUUUUUAUCGGUACCCUGUAAUCAUAUAAUAAUUUAUGAUGAUCGCAUUGAAGUACAAGACGUAGAUGGCAAUUUUACUAAACCUGAUUCGCUGCCAACACUUACAAUUAAAAAUGAGGCAUUUUUGAUGGUUGAAUACAUUACAACUGCUUUUUUCACAGUUGAGCUGUUAUUUCGCUUAUUCUGUUGUCCAAGUCUGACAGCGUAUUUUAUGUCUUGGAUUAAUUUAGCAGACAUUGUAUCCCUUAUUGCGGGUUAUAUGACUAUAGUUGUGUUUGCCAUAACGGAAAAUCAUCAGCAAAUAGUAAUGAAGGAUGUAUUGGAACAUCUGCAAGUCUUACGCAUGCUCCGUCUUGUGCGGUAUUGUCAACAUUUUAGUACAAUUCAAGUUCUUAAAUUUUCAAUGAAACAGAAUUUCAGAGACCUCUUGGUACUGCUUAUGUACCUAGGAAUAGGUAUUUUAAUCUUUGCAAACAUUAUUUACCUAGUUGAGAACAAUCCUAAGCUAAAUAAUAUUCCUCAAGCAUGGUGGCUCGGGAUAAUAACCAUGACGACGGUAGGAUACGGGGACGUUACGCCUCUUACUGCGACCGGAAAAGCUAUUUGUGGAGUGUGCGCAAUAGGUGGGGUUGUUUUAAUAUCGAUUAUUCUACCCAUCUUCGUUGAUUCCUUUCUUACACUUUAUGGGAUUGCGCAACUGAAUUUGACAGCAUAUAGAAAACAAUCAAACGGUGUAAUUGUCAACACAGAUAAUGCAAAAGUGACGCCACAAAAAAUAUCAACUAGUGGCUGGAAUUGAAUAAAUAAGAUUCUAGGGGGAGUUCUUAACUUGCAGUGAAUUGAUGAUAGUUGAUAGAUACCCAAUAUCCUUUGUAUUUCUAUUUUAUUAAAUAUAUUAUUGUAAA
Molecule: messenger RNA, 1686 nt
Organism: Mytilus trossulus (common blue mussel)
Lineage: Eukaryota; Metazoa; Mollusca; Bivalvia; Mytilida; Mytilidae
Product: potassium voltage-gated channel subfamily S member 1-like
Exons: 2
Coding region: 168-1580 (470 amino acids)
Biological process (GO): protein homooligomerization; potassium ion transmembrane transport
Cellular component (GO): membrane; voltage-gated potassium channel complex
Molecular function (GO): voltage-gated potassium channel activity
Source: RefSeq, a predicted model, not a curated record